CGUUUUCCCCACUAUUCUAUUUUUGUUUAUUUUGUAUCACCAUCAGCGACAGCUUGAAGAGAUUUACAUAAGUCUGAUCCGACGUCGUUUCAUGAGUUUUAUGAUCAGGCGACACUUUUACCGCCGUCGACAGGAAAGGAGACGAAAUGCAAUCCUGCGAGCCAUCACAACACCAACUCGGGAGAAAAGGAAACUCUGGACCCACGCACGCUGCCAUGCUUGGUGGCAGCACGCAUGCGACACAUGGACAGAGAGAGACUGGCUGCUCAAUUUCAGAAUGAGAAGAACAACUUUUAGGCAUCUCUGUGAACUUCUGCGUCCAAAGCUCACUCGACAGGACACAAGAUACCGUAGGGCAGUGCCAGUGGAGCUGCGUGUGGCUGUGUGUUUAUGGAGGCUCGCAACAAAUCUUGAGCUCCGAUCCAUCUCUCAUCUGUUUGGUGUGGGACUGUCCAGUGCUUGUGUAUUCACUCAACAAGUUGUUGCUGCUAUCAAUGAUAAUCUGAAGUCACAAUAUCUACACACACCGAAAGAUGCAGAAUUUGUGGAAAUAGUCAAAGGAUUCCAUGACAGAUGGGGGUUUCCACAAUGUGCAGGAGCAGUUGAUGGCACCCAUAUUCCCAUUCUGGCACCUUCUCACAACCCAGCUGAUUAUUACAACCGCAAAGGCUUCUAUUCUAUAAUCCUACAGGGUGUUGUGGACCACAACAUGAAGUUUUGGGAUGUCAACAUCGGCUGGCCUGGGAGGGUUCAUGAUGCCCGCGUUCUCUCAAACUCAUCCCUGUAUGAGAGAGGACAGAACGGAACACUUUUGCCAAGUUUGCAGGAAACCAUUCAAGAUGUUGAUGUGCCUCUUGUCAUUCUGGGAGAUGCCGCAUAUCCACUGCUGCCCUGGUUAAUGAAACCUUACCAAGAGGGCAGAGGGAUCACAGCAGAGCAGACUGCAUUCAACCACCGCUUGAGUCAAGCCAGAAUGACAGUGGAGCGAGCUUUUGGACGUUUGAAAGGACGUUGGAGAUGCCUUUUAAAAAGAUGUGACUGUGAUGUCUUCUUUGUCAGUGACAUAGUCUUGGCAUGCUGCAUUCUUCAUAACUUCUGUGAAAGUCAUAAUGAGGAGUACAUCUGCAGUGACAAUGAUGUACAUGAUCAAAGGCCGGACCCUGCAGACCGUCAGAUUGGUGGUGACAGUGGGGCAAAUAUCAGAAAUGCACUGUGUGCUCAUUUUUCAGCUCUGCAGUAAAGUGUGCUUUGGACGUUGCUCAUUGAUCAAUUCAAAGUACAAGAAAUACUUGAAAGUGAUUGUUACUGGAGUUACUGUUUUUUCACUGUUGUUUCACCAAGGAAACAAAGUCAUUAUUUUUAUCCUCAAUGACCUUGUGUUGCUUUUUGUUGAACUCAAACAUUUUUUUUCAAAAUGAAUGAAUGAAUGUUUUAUUUCAAACUUAAAGUUGCUAUGAGGAGAAUCUACUGACGGCGAAAUAAAGACUCUGCUACCCAUACAUACUUUGAGUUCAUCACUGCAGCUGUUCCAUAAUGUAACUCAUUUAACUGAGACAAAGUGAAGUGUCAUAUUUGUUCUCACUGCUUGUUUUUUCAAUAUGAAAUUUCCUCGAAGAUGAUGUUAGUCAUCUCUCAGUUGAAAAAACUUUGGAUUCUGUUUGAUAGCAUGUAAUUUUCUCCUGAAUACAUAAUUUGGAUAGUUUUAAAAAUAAACCAAAAUAAAUGUUGCAUAUUCCUGUAAAUGUCAUAAACCUUGUAUGAGUUCACUUUUUUUCUUGUGCUUGUUUAACAUUUGGGAAGCUAUCAUAUU
Messenger RNA from Salarias fasciatus (jewelled blenny), 1810 nucleotides. Its product is annotated as protein ANTAGONIST OF LIKE HETEROCHROMATIN PROTEIN 1-like. The record is from RefSeq and is a predicted model, not a curated record. NCBI's taxonomy places the organism in Eukaryota, Metazoa, Chordata, Actinopteri, Blenniiformes, Blenniidae. The coding region runs from base 92 to 1240 and encodes 382 amino acids. The transcript is spliced from 2 exons.